UGAAGGAUUAGUGUUAAGAUUGCAUGUGCUUUGUCGCAGGGCUUUUCUCUGAGAUCUGUCUUCUUCAAGUGGAAUCCAUGGCCAGCACAAGUAAUGUGACUACGUUGAUUUUCACCGGCCUUUUCCAGGAUCCAGCGGUGCAGAGAGUGUGCUUUGUGGCGUUUCUCCCCGUGUACCUGGCCACAGUGGUGGGCAAUGGCCUCAUCGUUCUGACGGUCAGUAUGAGCAAGAGUCUGGAUUCCCCCAUGUACUUCUUCCUUAGCUACCUGUCCUUGGUGGAGAUCAGUUACUCCUCCACUGUUGCCCCUAAAUUCAUCACAGACUUACUUGCCAAGAUUAAAACCAUCUCUCUGGAAGGUUGUCUGGCUCAGAUAUUCUUCUUCCACUUCUUUGGGGUUGCUGAGAUCCUUUUGCUUGUGGUGAUGGCCUAUGAUCGCUAUGUGGCCAUCUGCAAGCCUCUUCAUUAUAUGAACAUUAUCAGUCGUCAACUGUGUCACUUUCUGGUGGCCGGUUCCUGGCUGGGGGGCUUUUGUCACUCUGUAAUUCAGAUUCUCGUCAUCAUCCAAUUGCCCUUCUGUGGUCCUAAUGUGAUUGACCACUAUUUCUGUGACCUGCAGCCUUUAUUCAAGCUUGCCUGCACCGACACCUUCAUGGAGGGGGUUAUUGUGUUUGCCAACAGUGGAUUAUUCUCUGUCUUCUCCUUCCUCAUCUUGGUGUCCUCUUAUAUUGUCAUUCUGGUCAACUUGAGGAACCAUUCUGCGGAGGGGAGGCACAAAGCCCUCUCCACCUGUGCUUCCCACAUCACAGUGGUCAUCUUGUUUUUUGGACCCGCCAUCUUCCUCUACAUGAGACCCUCUUCCACUUUCACUGAAGAUAAACUUGUGGCUGUAUUCUACACGGUCAUCACCCCCAUGCUGAACCCCAUCAUUUACACACUCAGGAAUGCAGAGGUGAAAAUCGCCAUAAGAAGAUUGUGGAGCAAAAAGGAGAACUCAAGGAAGGAGUGAAAAAGAGCUUAGGGAUGAAAAGUGAUACAAAAUAUAUGUCUGAUUACUCU
This is a messenger RNA of Cercocebus atys (sooty mangabey), 1057 nucleotides long. RefSeq names its product olfactory receptor 4B1. The record is from RefSeq and is a predicted model, not a curated record. The transcript has a single exon. Gene Ontology annotation, biological process: G protein-coupled receptor signaling pathway. Bases 24 to 1007 code for a protein of 327 amino acids. Lineage: Eukaryota; Metazoa; Chordata; Mammalia; Primates; Cercopithecidae. Gene Ontology annotation, molecular function: olfactory receptor activity; G protein-coupled receptor activity. Gene Ontology annotation, cellular component: membrane.